This is a messenger RNA of Larimichthys crocea (large yellow croaker), 2576 nucleotides long. RefSeq lists its product as uncharacterized. NCBI's taxonomy places the organism in Eukaryota, Metazoa, Chordata, Actinopteri, Sciaenidae. The record is from RefSeq and is a predicted model, not a curated record.
AAAUGCUCUCAUAAAAGCUGGAGUAAGCCAAAACACCACAUGGUGUCUGUUUGGUCAGAAAAUAUACCAAGCAAGUGGUUCAUGUUAACUUGUGUUGGUUAACAGGUGUAGUUCGCUAGCAGCUAGGCUAGCUUUAGACACUGCCGACACAUCAGUAGCUAUGGCUUUUGGGUUUAGCCUGGGCGUGGCCUUGCUCCUGUCUGUGUGGUCAUCUGCAAACUGUCAUAUUCCCAGUGGAGUUCUUCAUAUGGAGUGUCGUGACCGCUUCUUCAUGAUAGCUGCUGAUCUCUCCUUCACUGGGGCUGAGCCUCGUUUUGAAGCUGUCGAUGAGACCGGCGUGUACCCCAUCAAUGAACAGUAUGCAGCAACAUGUGGCUACAGUAUCGGUGUUGUUCCACUGAUGAACCAUGUGGAGCUCCGAGCCUCUUACUUCAGCUGUCAUGCUGACAACAAGGAUGAUGAGGUGUUCACAUUCAACUUCAACUUGAUUGCAACACAUGAAGGAAAGGAGGUCACCUAUGCUUUAAACAAGACCUGUUCUCCCUCUCUCCCCUGGUCCCCCAGAGAGUUUACCUGUGAGGCAAACUACAUGGAAGUUUCUGUGAGGAGUGAUGUGGCUUGUCCAACUGGGACCAGGAAAGAUGACUGGGAUGCUGUAGUCAAAACUGCCUAUGACUCUGCCAUCUCAGAUUGGCAGGUGAUGUUUCAGGGGGUGGAGCAGGAGCUGAUGCCCAUGAACCUCACAGACGCACAUAAGCUGGGCUAUGCAUUUGACUUGACAGAUGGAAGGCUUGUAUUUCGUACACCGUAUGGACAACCUGACUCAUUCAGCACUGCGGUGAAUGGUGUUCCAGUAGAGGUGGUCCAUGCAACUUUGUUCUCCAGACAAAGCUGGGUUGUCCUCAUGGUCGACCUGGUGGCUGCUUGCUCCAUGCAUGAAGGAUCCUAUGAUGACAGUGGCUACAUGAUGUGGGAGACUCCAGAGGUGCUGCACCCACUGGUGUCUGGUCUACCUGAGACCCAGGUCAACAUUGGCGUCAAUGGAGAACUUGUGGAGCAGCCAGUUGCAGAGGAGAGGGGAUACACUGUGGAGAAGCAUGACACCGCAGUCUACAUCAGCAUCCCUUAUAAUGCUGAAGGAGGAUACAGGAAGAGCGUCGUGUCUGGUGACCUCUAUGAGUUCUAUGUCUUUAGACUCUACUUGGAGCAUCUCAUGGAUGAAAGAUCACAUUGAUACCAGACUUCGCUAUCACAGGACACGGGCACUCCUCUGCUGCCACGCCCGGUUUACUGUGAAAAACGAACAGUUCUUGAGGAGCACAUGUUCACCGUCUACCUCAGAGAUAUCCCUGCAGAUGUGCAGUUGACUGCUAUUUAUCUGAAGGACACGAAUGCAACAGCAAUCACUUAGAAACGCAAGCACCAACACACCAUCACAGAAGUUCUUCAUCCUAAUGACACUCAUUGCUACAUCCUGAAGGUGCCUUUUGAUGACCCAGUUGUCGUAAAACAGUUCUCCAAAGAAGACGCAGCAAUGCAGCACAAGUUGGACUUGAACUUCACACUGACCGUUGUGCCAGAAAAUGAGUCUUUUUACCACCUGUCAUCAGUCAUGGCAUUAACGGAAGUUUCUCCUCCAGCCUUAUGCUGUCUGUUCCAGUCUGGGAUCAGCUUCAAACUGGACCACCGGCCUUAUGACUACCUGUGGGAGAUCAGUAUCGGCUCAGACCUGCUGACUUCAGAGCUGGCAGCCCAGCACGGUUACAUCAUGAGCAACGAUAGCCAGCGUAUGCUGCUCGACGUGCCGCUUUUCAGUGAUGGCUUCGAGUACAAGGACAUUACUUUGAAGGGAUUCUUUGGCACGUUUGAGAUCCUUGUGCGGGAUCCGGAAACAUCAGAGGUCCAGAGCUCCACCGUCAAGACUUGUCCCUUCACUGCUACUGAACUCAUUAUGUGUUCGACUGAUGGGAGGAUGACUGUGGUGGCUGACUUGUCUCUGGCCAUCCCGAGUGGAGGAGUUCCCGCUAGAACCAACCUCGUAGAUAAAUACUGUGGACCCAAAGAGACAGACAGCACCAGGGCUCUCUUCUCCUUUCCACUCAACAGCUGUGGCUCCACAGUAAAGCUCAGCAAAGAGUACGUGACCUACGAAAACGAGAUUUUCUUCAGCCGGAAGUUGCGUGCUCUGAAAAGCCCAGCAGACUCCAGCAGUGAUCUUGACAGGGUGACGAUGCAGUGUGUAUAUUCCGUGGCUGGACUGCAUCGCCUCUUCUCGGUUUACAAGUUUGAGUCUGACACAGUUGGCGUCGGCCGGAUCGUGCAUUCUGCACACUCGACUGAAGGUCUACAAAGUCCCACCAUUGGGCCCACUACAUCGCUUCAAACGUCAGUGCCUACAAGACCCACCCGAAGACCUGUCUCCGCACGACCUGGUUACCACCCUCCUGCUCAGUACAUCAGAGUACCCAGCUUUCGACAGAAUCCGCAUAAGAAAGGAGCUGGUGGAUCAUCAAACUAAAAUGACAUUGUGAUUACAUGUAUUUUAAAUAUAGCUCAAUAAACAUGUCUUAAAUGUU